Naegleria lovaniensis is the source of this 756-nucleotide messenger RNA. RefSeq lists its product as uncharacterized. The transcript has a single exon. The record is from RefSeq and is a predicted model, not a curated record. Bases 1 to 756 code for a protein of 251 amino acids. Lineage: Eukaryota; Heterolobosea; Eutetramitea; Acrasida; Naegleriidae.
AUGACAACAACGAAAGAAAAACAAUUCACGAACAAGGGAAGCAUUGAAUGGACAGAGAGAAUGAGUAUUGGUAACUGUACGACUCGAGCCAUCACAACCACCAUUCAAUAUGUAUGGAGCAAGUGGCGGUCUGAGAAUGAAUACAAUGAUCAUGGAUGCAAUAGGAUGAUUCAGUUGGAUCAUGAGGAUAAUGAUGAUGAUGCAUGGAAGAGCACAACGUUAAUGGCAUUGAUUCUUGUGGUGGUGUUGAUUAUCAUGCUUUUAGCAGUUCUGGUUUCUACUGUUUUUACCUUGUAUAAGAGAAAUGAUUGGGAAUGUUCAUGGCAGUGGCGAUGGUUGCGAUGGAGUGAAUAUGAAUAUUGGUGGAGUUGGUUGGAGGCUCUCGUAUCCGAACUGUUUCCAUGCGUGUGGUCCUACAACGAUGAAGAAGCAGACUCCAUGGCGAUCACCAUGCACGUUUCACACCAACUUCGAACUGCAAGUAUGGCCAUUGGUGGAAGUCUCGACAUUUUGAAAGAGAUUGACUCGAAUAUCAUGGAGUCUGUAUCAUGUGCUAGUUGCCACAGCACUUUAUCAACCUUCACACGACAUUCCAUGCUCACUUGGGAACGGCUCGAGUUGCUUCGAUUCAUUGAACAAGCCAAUGAAAUGAUUUUGUCUUUGGCAGUAGAAAUUGCUGAAAAAAGCACGACGAAAACCUUUCUUGAACCAUUCACGAUAAUCAAUUCAUCACCCGAUCAUGACAUGGAAGAAUGA